AUGUCUCCCAGGACUAGCAACGAGCCCGAGAGGCUCUCUCUUUCUCAAUCCAGACACGCCUCCAUGGUUACAGGAAUGUCAAAUAUGGCCCCAAGAACACUCCAGGAUGAUGAACUGUCGAGCCAUGACACUUCGUCUUUGUGCUCAAUUCCCCAUGGAAACCACCAGGACAUUAAAGACUGGAACAUAAACACUACAGACUCCCUCGACCAGGCCAUGUCUUCCAAGGAAUCCCCUCACAUGCAAAUGCUUGCUUUCCAAAUGCCUUCUCAACUCAUGACCCCCACGGUCGGACCACAUGAUGUGAUGUACACAGGCGUGGACUUCCCAGCAGUUACAGACCUGCAUGAUCAUAAUGAGUUGCCGCGGGAUAUUUAUUCCUUUGUGGAUCUUUCUUCCAUGGAUAAUGAUGUCUAUGUACAGUCGAGCACACCGGAUGAUGCUCUCUCUGUUGCACACAGUUCCCACACUGAGGAUGGCCAUUUCAUUUCCAGCCACGAGCCAUGGAAUACUAUGCUGCCUGAUGGCUACCCUGGAACUACACUUGAUCAACUGUCAUCCAGCAUUUUCCAGACUGUGCCAGUCUCUCCGCCUCUAACGGAAGCUAGUAAUGAUCUUUCUGUUACUUCCUCUUGCUCCCAUCCUGGAUUUCCUUCAUAUCUUGCACCUGAUGAUACUCUCAUUGGAGACUACAUCACAUCGCCCAUGGCCGCCCACGGAAUCAACCCUGCCGAGCCUCUGUUCCCUACCCCUCUCAGCGAAAAGGACCCUAACAGGACUAUGCGGCCUUCCAAGCCUGCCCGCCGAGGUACAUUGCCAAAUGGCUCCCAACCCCAGGUCAAGCAGGAAUCCGAGCUCUUCCCACCCCUCCGUGAGCCAACCCGACAGAGAUCCAAGGAAGGGUCCGAGUCUCGCAGCCCGCGAGAGCACCCCUACUAUUCCAUGCCCACCCAAAGUGACGGAAAGUACUAUUGCCCUUUUGCCUCCGGAGAUAAGCCAUGCAACCACCCCGCCACUACGCAAAAAUGCGCUUACCAGCAAUAUCUGGAUUCUCACCUGAAGCCCUACCGCUGCAAGGUCCCUGCCUGCGUGGAUACCCAACUGCGCUUUUCUUCCAACGCGUGCUUGUUCCGCCAUGAGCGCGAAGCCCACGGAUUACAUGGCCACGGAGACAACCCUCACCUCUGCCUUUGGGAGGGAUGUGAACGAUCCGUCUCUGGAAAUGGAUUCCCCCGUAGAUGGAACCUGUACGACCACAUGCGCCGCGUGCACGACUACCAGUCCUCCGAGCGCCUUAGCUCCCCAGAGACCUCCCCUACCGCCGUCCCGGCCAAGAAGAAGGAAGCUGCCAGCCGCAAGAGACGUGGAGUCACCGGCCCUACCCCGGCACCCACCAUGAAGCGCACCCGCUCCGUCCACUCCCACGGACCGGCCAAGGCCAACCAGGCUACUGUCCAGUACGGACAGCGUCUGCAGAAUGCCGAACGGAACUUCUACCAGUGCCACGCACGUCUUCUUGAACAUGUGGGAAAAAUGACCCCGCAAGACAUAUCCGCGCACGAACAAGUCAAUGCCACUCUCAAUGAGCUUUUCACCCUUGGACUCACCUACCGCCAACUCGACGCGAGCCAUGUUUCUCAGAUGCCGCACGGACUGCCCCUGCCUGCGUGA
Penicillium waksmanii is the source of this 1671-nucleotide messenger RNA. RefSeq names its product putative C2H2 finger domain protein. Lineage: Eukaryota; Fungi; Ascomycota; Eurotiomycetes; Eurotiales; Aspergillaceae. The transcript is spliced from 3 exons. The record is from RefSeq and is a predicted model, not a curated record. Bases 1 to 1671 code for a protein of 556 amino acids.